AUGGCCUCGAUUUUCAGAAGUAUCGAUUCCCUUCUCUCUUCUCCUCCAACCACUGCAACUCCACCACCAAUUCUCCCACAAAAUGUUCCAUUUGGUCAACCGAGAGCCACGUUUUCUUGUCCCUCGUGCAACAAAUCGUUCGUCACCCAGUUGGGCUUGCUGAAACACGGGAAAAGUCAUGAGGAGACGCACGAGUGUUCGCAUUGCGGGAAACAGUACAGAUCGAUGGGCGCUCUGAAGAUGCAUGUAAAGACGCACACUUUGCCCUGUGAAUGCAAUCUUUGCGGGAAAUCCUUCUCGCGGCCGUGGCUUCUAAAAGGACAUCAAAGGACGCAUACUGGUGAGCGUCCAUUCACGUGCCACGAAUGCGGUCGAAGUUUUGCCGAUCGAAGCAAUUUACGUGCACAUCAACUCACCCACAAAACAAUACGAAAAUUUCGUUGUCUCUACUGCGGUGCCGCUUUUGCUCGAUCACAUAGUUUUCCGAUGUUUCGCAACACAUUUCAAAGCGGUCUUCUCUCGAUUCUCUACAGCAUUGGCAGUAAACCACUGCAAAUAUGGGAAACACAGGUGAAAAACGGGCAUAUCAAACGGAUCACUGAUGAGGACAUCGAAUCGCUCGUCAUCGAGAUCAUGGGAGCAAAUGUUAGCACCACCCACAUCACGUGCCCGCACGACCCGAAGAAAGGCCUCGGCAUUAAGCUGCCCUACAUCGUGCUCAUCGUGAAGAACAUGAAGAAAUAUUUCACUUUCGAAGUACAAAUCUUGGAUGAUAAAGGAGUGAAACGACGAUUCCGCGCCUCGAAUUUUCAAUCAAGUACCAGAGUGAAGCCCUUCAUCUGCACGAUGCCUUUACGAUUGGAUGACGGAUGGAAUCAAGUGCAAUUCAAUUUGGCCGAGUUCACGAAGCGCGCCUACGGGACGAGUUACGUGGAAACGAGUCGAGUGAUGAUCCAUGCCAAUUGCCGCCUUCGACGCGUGUACUUCGCGGAUCGGCUGUACGCGGAGGACGAGUUGCCGCCCGAAUUCAAGCUCUACCUUCCGCUGAAUCGAUCGCUGGCCGGCCAGUCCUCAUCAACUGUA
Molecule: messenger RNA, 1083 nt
Organism: Mesorhabditis belari
Lineage: Eukaryota; Metazoa; Nematoda; Chromadorea; Rhabditida; Rhabditidae
Source: the annotation of a GenBank genome assembly